AUGAGUUUGCCAGCCUUCAUGCCAUCCUUCACGGGCACCGAGAUCCGGACCGUGGAGAUGCAUACAUCCGGCGAGCCGGCGCGCAUCGUCUACGCUGGUUACCCAGACAUCCCCGGCACCCUCCUCGAACAGCGCUCCCUAGCACAAUCCCAACACGACCAUAUCCGCCGCAGCAUCAUCUACGAACCGCGCGGCCACGCAGACAUGUACGGCGCCGUUCUCCGGCCCCGCACGGAGCUCGUCGACGCUGGCGAAGCGCACAUGGGGGCCCUGUUCCUCACGCACGAGGGGUACGGCGCCAUGUGCGGACACGCCACCAUCGCCCUCGGCAGGUUCCUCGUCGACUGCGCAGACGAGGCCGUCUUCCCGCAGCGUCGGGACCUGGUUUUUGACGAGGAGGAGGGGACGGUCGAGAUUCGGUUGCACGCGCCUGUCGGGGUGGUUCGGCUUACCGUUCCCGUGGUCAAGAUGGACGGGGACAUGUGGAAGACGGAUGUGAAUCGGCGCAUCACGUUUCUCUCCGUGCCCACGUUCGCCACAGCCAUCGACCUCUCCGUCCCGAUCCCGCAGAGUCUACGUUGGCCGGAGUUAGGGGAUGCCGCAGCCGUGACGAUCGACGUGGCUUUCGGCGGCGCGCUCUACGCCGUCGUAUCCGCCGCGGCACUGGGCUUCACGCCCUCUCUCUCGAAGCCGGACGUCAGCGGCCUCCGCAACGCAACAAAGAAGCUCAAGCAGGCAGUCAACGCAUCGGCGGAACUCGGCGCCCGCUGUGGUCAUCCCAACGACGGCGAGGAGCGGAGCCCGCAGUCCCUCGUCUACGGCAUCAUGGUCACAGACACGGACAGCGACGACGUCCUUGCCACGGCGCCGGGCUGCGUGGGCGCGGAGACGGGAUUAUACUUUUUUGGUGAUCAGCAGAUUGACCGGAGUCCGACUGGUUCGGUUGUGCAGGCGCGGGUUGCGUUGGCUGCUGCGAGGGGCACGAGGAGGCUGGGGGCGUUGUGGACGUAUCACAGCCUCGUGUCGAGGGCCGUGGGUGGGCAUCGCGGGGCGUUUGUCGGGGCGCCUGUGGAGGAGGUCGAGGUUGGUGGGAGGAGGGCUUGGAGGGUUGAGGUGAGCGGGCAGGCUCAUUAUACGGGAUCGAGUACGUUUGUCAUGGAGGCGGAGGAUGAUAUUGGUGGGGGUUUCUCGUUUCAAGGACUGGAGGCGUGA
Molecule: messenger RNA, 1212 nt
Organism: Colletotrichum orchidophilum
Lineage: Eukaryota; Fungi; Ascomycota; Sordariomycetes; Glomerellales; Glomerellaceae
Product: proline racemase
Exons: 2
Coding region: 1-1212 (403 amino acids)
Molecular function (GO): hydro-lyase activity
Source: RefSeq, a predicted model, not a curated record